GAUUGGGGCCAAAUGACCUGCAAGGUUAAAUUGGGAGGACUAGCCAAGUCCAGUGUUGCCACUGCACUCUCCCUGUGCACACGCACAGACGUGACUCCCGGGGGGGGGGGGGCAUCACGACCCGCAUUCCUCGAGUGGCAUUUACCGAGAACUGACUUAGUUUCAGGUUGGUUCAGUCUUAGGGCUCUGAGAAAUCUCCACCUCUGUCGUCUUGUCAUCUAAAACACUGGUCAACUUUCGGCUUUCCCCCUAGAGACCUUCCUUGCAGCCACAGCUGGGAUGGUAGAAGUUUCCCCAAAUUGCUCCCCCCACCUCCUCCCGGUUGGCCUCGCGACUUCCAGUUGGUAAUGGAGCCCCUGUGUGCUGUCGAUUGCGCUCGCACGGUGCUAUACAUCAACCUAUUCCCUCCUGUGCAGUGCUCGGAUCUCCCUCAUUAGGCCUAAAUUUACCUCCGUCCUACACAAACAUGGCCUUAGCUCAUUUUUAUUGUUGUAAAUUAUUUAUGAGGGAAAUGUUGAAUCUUGAAACUGAGGUGUGAGGAAAAUUAAUCCCAUGUUACUUUUAUCUUUCUGUACUUUUCUCCCCCUUGCUUCACUUAUUGGGCUAUGGCUGAAGAAAGAAGAGCUUUGGCAUUUUUAAAGAUAAUUAGUGUUGAAACUGCCUUCUCGAUCUCUCGGACGGGAUGUUGGUCUCCCUCGGCACAGUGUCACGGAAAGCAGACCAGACCUGGGAAGGAGGACUAAGGGUCCUGUUUAGGUCUGCCAGCUGCCAGGUGCAUGGCUUCCGACAGCCGUGGGCCUCAGUUUUGUCUUCUCUAAAAUAGGGGCGAUAAGACCCAGCCGCCUCCCAGGUUUGGUGUGAUCAUCAGUGGAGCCUGAGAAAGCUUUUUGAGAAAUGCAAAGCACCAUACGUAUGCAGUAGAGGGGUGUCAGUGUGUUUUGUGUGCAGUUAGGGUUUUGAGACAGGGGUGGGUCUCUCUCUGCUGCGUAGCUGCUGAGGACGAAACCAGGGGGUUGUUGCAAGUAGGCCUUGGUAUUUUACGUUUCAGACCCGCAUUGCCUCUUGCCAGACAGGUUAAUGUUGGUCUUAAACAGCCCGCUCCCCCCUCUCGGGCAGAUCUGCUCCGCAGGCUUGCAUUAAUGGCCUCUUCUCCCCUCUCAGAGGCCUGGCCUGUGACCCUGGGCGGCCGAGUACUCGGCGGUGCCAUCCCUUCUGGCUCGAGGCUCCGCACAGCCCGGGAAACGUGGAGUGCCAGUUAAUAAAUGGCCUUUUGUUAGGAAGGUCAAUUGAAGUGACGGUAGAGACGCUGUUAAAAGUAAUUUGCAGUCAGAAAAUAUGUAAUUCAGGGCAAGCUGCUUUGAGUGAUUGCCUCUGCCAUGGAUAUCUUGGGCGUUUCUCAUUAAAAGCUUCCUUUGCCGGUGGUGGGGCUUCCUCCACCGCCGAGCCGGCCGCGGCCCCGCGCCGCGAGGAGUCAUUUGUCUGUAUUUCACAAAGGCUGCCUUGAUCCCCAGGGUACAGCAACUGGGGGAAAGGGAAGAAAGAGGCGUGCAUCCGAGAUGCUCUGUGCUCAUGCUCUGCUGUCGCAUCCUCCCGUCUGCAGGCCGGGCUGGGACCGUGCACGCGUGGGCACGGGCCGCCGGCUCCUUUGUCUGCCUCAGCCGGAGGCAGCCCGCGGCCAUCUUGGAACCUGCCGCUGGGCUGCCUCCCCGGUGCAUUGUGGGAGCGGCGGGGCUCCCGAGGCGAGUUUCCCCACCGCCCUUGACCGAGGGCUUCGGGAAGGGAGAGGCCUUGUCGUGGGCGUCCGGGGCCGACGUCGUGACCCGGGGCCGGGACUCUAUCAGCGAAUAAAACCUUUCGUAUUUAUUCCCAUGUUCGCCUCCUGUCUCUCUGUCUCUGCCUCGCUCUCUCUGUCUCUCAUGGUAGAGGCGGUACUAUCUUAAUAAUAAUAAUAAUAAUAAUAAAAAAAGACUUACCUCGGAUGUUCUUUAUUAAAUUCACAGCGUGGUAUUGUAGCACUGGCAGAAUUUGUACAUUCUGCUAAUGAGUUGUUAAUUGCAAAGCGUUUGGGUAACCAACAGCAGGUACCCGUAUUUUUCGAACUGCAGCAAGGUUAUUUUCGUGCUACCAUACUAUGGGAUUUUCCAAGUGAAGAUACUUUUUUGAUUAGUGUUUGCUUCAGAUUGGGCUGGUACACUUAUUUACCUCUACACCUUCUUUACUGGGGCACGCAUAUCUCCUCAUUCAGUAAGUGUUUACUUCAUGCCUACUGUGUGCCAGAAGCACCAAGCCCUGUGCUUUAUAUAAACCUGGGUGGUAAAUGAAAUUUGAAAAUAGAAAAUGUGGCAUGGUAUGCUACCCCCUGCCCCGGGCUCUAGAAGCUUAUUUUCAGUAGACUUAAGUAAAGCAUAACUUAGUUUAGCUUUUGUCAUAAACAGAAGUUGAGAGUGUGGCUGCUGCCAGGUGCUUCCUAGCGUUGAUUGGAGACUUGGCUCGAUUUCAUUGGCAGGUCUGUUUUCCGGAACUUUUGUGGGCUUCGGGGGACACUGAUUACUUGGGUGACUUGCAUAUAGCAUUCUGAUUGUUCCUAUUUAAAAGGCUGCAGUCAUUUUUAGUGGCCUCCGCCUUUUCUGAUUCUAGGCUGAGAACUAAGAGUAUUUCUUCUCCCUGCCUGUUUGGUUUGCUUUAGAAGCAGUAACCAGCUUUGAGAGAUCUGGUAGACCUACAACCAGUGGGAUUUAAUUGCUGCAGAAGGAGGUGGAAUUUAACUUGCUCUUUUUCACUGCUUGUCCUUUUAAAAGAACUAAAAGUCAUUUACAUAAGGUGUUACCUCUUUUAUUUGCUUUCUGGUGCACUGCCUCUGGAGCUGCCCAGACCCAGUGCUCUCUAUAUCCUACUUGUCUCCUCUGGUCACAUCAGGAGGCAGUCAGCAGCAGAAUAAUAAUGCCAUUUCCCCUCCCUGUCUCCCAAAGUGCCCGGCAAGAAUUAUGGUCAUUGUUAGUGUUUAGCUUUGAGUAAGUGCCCACAUGACCUGCAGGAUUAAACGCAACAGAGGCACCUGCCAGCCCUCCCAGGAACGGCACCUACCACGUUUCUAGCCAGUUAUGCUGGACCUGUGUGCCCCAAGCCUGCCAGUCUCGUCUGCAUUUUAUUGAGUGCCUACUGUGUGCUAGGGACCCCUCUGGGCUCUUCAUUUAUAUGACUCCCUUAGAUCUCAUGGCAGCUCUUUGACUGUCAGUACAUUGACCUCUUGCUUGCUCAGAGUCAUGAGCCAGUAAGCCAUGGAGCCUGGACGUGAAUGUCAUUCCUUUGCCUCCUUGCCCAGAACACUUUCUUCCAUGUGUCUGGAAGCCUGCCUGCUCCACAGUCCACGCUUGGUUGUGGUAGAGGCUGUGGAUUUGGAAGUCUGCACCUCCCCAAGGAGAUAACGUACGGGAGAGAGGUGAACAAUGCUGUUAGAUUUAGCUGCGUCUGAUUUAUCCUCAGAGAAGCUACUGGCAUCUGUUCAGAAAUCAGGCAGCUUGUCGAGAGAGUCAAGAAUGGUUUGCUUUUGGGUUGGAGUCAAAGUCACUUCAGGGAGGCCCUCCCUAACUCUGUUAGCCCAGAGUUCAAAGCCAACUUGAGAAGAUCAGGGGUCAGAGAUAACUUGAGUUCUUGAUCUGAGGAAAGGGUCAGGUAAGGUCAGGGCUCCUAUAGCUGGUUCAGGUAGACAGAACUUCGCUCCGGAUAAUUUGCCCCAAGGUUCUGGUUCUAAGUGUUUGAGACUUUGUAUCAUUCACUUUAAAUGGUCAGUUUGAAUUCUGUGCUUUCUUUUUCCUUCUUGGAACCAGGACCAAUCCACCAUGCCUGAAGUCAAAGACCUUUCGGAAGCUUUGCCAGAGACGUCGAUGGAUCCCAUCACGGGAGUGGGAGUGGUGGCUUCUCGGAACCGAGCCCCAACAGGCUAUGAUGUAGUUGCACAGACAGCAGAUGGUGUGGAUGCUGACCUCUGGAAAGAUGGCUUAUUUAAAUCCAAGGUUACCAGAUACCUGUGUUUCACGAGAUCAUUUUCCAAAGAAAAUAGUCAUUUAGGGAACGUGUUAGUGGAUAUGAAGCUCAUUGACAUCAAGGACACUCUGCCUGUGGGCUUCAUCCCGAUUCAGGAGACAGUGGACACACAGGAAGUGGCUUUUAGAAAAAAGAGGCUGUGCAUUAAAUUUAUCCCACGGGAUUCAACUGAAGCUGCGAUUUGUGACAUUCGGAUCAUGGGCCGGACGAAGCAGGCCCCCCCUCAGUACACGUUUAUUGGGGAACUGAACAGCAUGGGGAUCUGGUAUCGAAUGGGCAAAGUCCCCAGGAAUCAUGACUCAUCUCAACCCACAACGCCUUCCCAGUCAUCCGCUGCUUCCACCCCGGCCCCCAACCUUCCCAGGCACAUCUCUCUAACGCUCCCUGCUACCUUCCGAGGCAGGAACAGCACUCGGGCUGACUAUGAGUACCAGCACUCCAAUCUGUAUGCCAUAUCAGCAAUGGAUGGUGUGCCUUUUAUGAUCUCAGAGAAGUUUUCUUGUGUUCCAGAAAGUAUGCAGCCCUUUGAUCUCUUGGGAAUCACCAUCAAAUCGCUGGCAGAAAUUGAAAAAGAGUAUGAGUACAGCUUCCGCACGGAGCAGAGCGCCGCGGCCCGGCUCCCGCCCAGCCCCACGCGAUGUCAGCAGAUCCCCCAGUCCUGAGGCCCGGCCGCCACCCCGCCCCCUCGGGGAGAAGACGCAGCCGCCCGACUACUGAGCGCCCCUCCCUCGCCCAGUCCAGUCCCUCCUGCCCGCCCUCACCGCCCCCCACCCCCACCCCGGGGGCUCGCCUGGGAGAUUCCGGGCGGCUGAGCGGUUACCUCCUCGGCCAUCGGCUUGCCUGAUGGGACACCCCCGCCUCCCCGGGGACACUGUUCAUAAUCUCGACUAAUCUGUGUUUGCUGUAGUGACCAGCAGCUCCUGGCGUGCCUGUGUGACGACCAGCCUCCUACACGCGACCCCACCCACCGCGGGAGCCACCCGAGGGCCCCGCGCAAUUGCGGAGCUUCCCGGUGACCCGCUGGCUCCCUGUCCUCCUGACUGUUGCCUGCCGCUAAGCUCGCACGUUCCUCCUGGAAGCCUGAGGCGGGUGGCAGCGGGGCACAGCCCCCGCCGGGGCUCCCCCCCGCGCCCCAGACCUGACAGCGACAAGCGCCCUGAGCGUUUCAUGGCAACCCUGAGGACACGAGGGAGGAAGCGGCCCCAGGCCCCACCGGUGGCCACCCCUUCACACUCGGCCCCCAACCGACACACUGGACACGCAGAGGUCGGGGCGCAGCCGCCCGGCUGCCCCCACAGCGGACGUCCCCGCUGGGCGAGAAGGCCGAGGGACCUGGUGCUUGCUUGGAGGGGAGUUUUGCUGCCCGGGACACUGUGCUCACCCACCACCCGCCCUGUUCCUCCCAAAGGGCUCAUCUCUGCAACGCCCACGUGCCCUGACCCAGAGACGGCCCUCCCUGGGCUGCGGGAAAAAGACCCCGUGGGCUGGUGUCCAGCCGCAGAGGGACGCGGGCACGUGGUCACCCAGCUUCGCAGAGCCAGGCUGCAUCUCGAUGGGGUCUGCCCACAGCAGGAGUCGUUUGUAAAAAGUCCGUCUGAGCCAGGUCACCGAACUGGGGCCAUGACUGGCCAGUGGCCACACUGGCAUCUCCCACAAUGCCGGCUGCCAAGUUCAGCCCCACACGGGUUCGCCAUGAGAACAGGGCUGCAGCCACCCCUGGGGGGCUCAGGCCCCCACCUCGACGGCCUGCCUGGUCUAGUUACCAGGGUCUGUCUCGAUUCCACAGAAUGUUGGGAUCUCCCACCUCGGAGGUCACUAGAGGGCAGGAGCUUUGGAUGGGAGGCUUGACGUGCAUGGGGCGGCGGGGGGGAGCGGGUUGAGGCCAGGAGAGCAGGGAGGUGCCCCCCCACAUGAAGGUAGCACAGGAGAGCCACAGCCAAGGACGCUCCCCGCCUACCCGUGGCUCCUGGGAUGGCACAUGGUGGCUGGGGCAGAACUGGCCAACAGUGUGGAGGGUGGCCGCCGGCUCAGAGGUGGGGGUGGGGCAAAAAUACCUCCUGUACCUGCCGUCAGCAACGCCAACUCCAGAACCUCUACCCUCACCGCUGUCGCCCCGGAUCUUCAAGGCGAUACCUCCUGAUUUCUGUGCAUUAGAGAAGUGGGCACCUCUCCCUCCCUCCGCCCAGACCCGGGACGUCCUUGGUGGAGCUGGCCUUCCUGUGCCUCCCACACAGCAAAGCGGCAGGAAAAUGCAAGCAGUGCGUGGAACCCCCGGGGUCCAGGAAGCCAAGGGCUAUGGUGCUCACCCAGGAAGGAGAGAGCUUCGAACUGGUCUCAGAUGUACACGCCGAGAUAAGCUAGUUGCGUUUCUGGGGAAACUGGAGGAGUCCCGUGGGGCCCAGAGAACCUGUGUCUCCUGCUGCCUUUUGGACGGGUGGCCGGCCCAAAACCAAGUGACCUACGUGACCCCAAGCCCAACACAGAGGGGCGACCACUUCCUUCUGUACCGUUCACUUGGUGCGUGCACUUUGUUCACGGCCUGACUGGAACAUUACCAUCUGACGGGCAGCGCCCAGCAGCCCUUCUCCCUUGACCGACAGCCAGGGGUUUUAGCGGCUCUCAGGGCCGAAGACGACCACGUGGGAGCCCAGGAGUGGGUGCAAGAAGGCGGAGCUGGGCAGGGAGGGUGGCUGUUCCCCCCCCCCCCCAACUCCGGGGCCAUCCUGCAGUUACAGGAUGGGGCUGCGGGGCCACCAGGAAGAGGCCAGACCGGUGUGGAUGCAGGCGGCCUGGGGUGACGACCUCCACUGCAUGGUAGACAUAAGCUACGUGUAACGGUGACUGAACGUCACCCUAAACCAUUAGGACAAUUAGUGACCGUGUUAGGGAAAGGUUGGCGUCUGUGGUAGAUUUUAGGCUGCUCCCAGCCCUCUUUGCCUCUUGGGGGGGGGGGGGGGGGGGCACGUGCAGACAGCAGGACAGCCCGGACCCCUGGCACACCACUGGAACAGAGCGACCUUUUCUUUCUGGGAGGGCGCAUUGCCUCGCAAACCCUGUGACCACACAGGCAGGGAAGGACAAGGGUUCUCACAAGUGUGAAGGGCAGGGGCCGGGCCCUCCGUCCCCCAGCGCUCCCCGCCGCUCCCCCAGAGACCAACGAGAGCACAGGCCUCCCUGCUGCCUUCUCUCUUCCAUCCGAAAAUCCAUUCUCUCUCCAAAACCCUCGGAAACGGCAUAGUGGUAAUAAGGGGUAAGCAGGUUGCAACGUGUUCAUUUGCAAAUUUUUAUCAAGGCUUUUCCUGCCCCGAGUCCCGGAACCAAUAUGGGCCACACGCCCCUGCCACCUGGAGAGCUGGGACCAGGUCAGGACCCCCGCCCGCCCCGGCUUCCUUGCUGGCAGUUCUGACCUCCGCACAGUUGGCCACCAGGAGCCCCUGACGUUUGCUUCCCCACCCCCCACCCCCCGUGCUGUUCAGAAAGGCAGCGCGGCGGGCGACAAGGACUAACACAUACUAAGCACCUGCUCCGUGCCCGGCAGUGGCACAUUUCUCCUCUUUAAGCACAGUUUGUCCCGUUUUUCUCCCUUGAAAAACACCCAGAAGUGGAUGUUCGUUGCUCCCGGUUAGAGAUGAAGAAGCGGAGACCAGUCCGCGGCACAAAGCUGGCAAGUGGCAGAGACCGGAUUCGGGCCCGAGGCUCGUCGGAGCCCAGAGCCACUGUGCCGGCUGGUCCAGCAUAAGCACACGCCUCACAGCCCCUUUUGGUUCCGGUCCCGUAACGGACCUCCCAGCGCCGCCAGCCACGCUGGUUCCGGCGCGAUAGCGUCGCCGCUGCGCCAUGGUGCUCGGCAGGGGGCGAGAGCCCAGCUGCCCCCCCGCUCCACCCCGACGAGGGCUCCCCGGAGAUCCAGGGAGCCCGAGAGCAAAGCAGGGCCUCGACCCGGCAGCCGCGUGCCCACGGGGGUGCGGGAGCCGAGCUCCGACUCCGCUCGCUGCCCGCCCUGCCGCCGGGGCCCGGAGGCGGCGGCCCCUCCUUCUUCGCCCGUCCGGAUGCCGCCCCACAGCGGCCGUCACCGCCGGGAGACGGGGCUUCUGUUCUCCCCGCGACGGGCGUGUGGGCUGCCAUGGGACGCUGGGGCCACGGCCGGCCGGGCCGCUGUGCCCUCGCCAUGGGAACGACGUCCUUACCGUAUUUAUUUGAGGUGACUCUGUACUUGGCGAAGGGAAGUUUCACUGUGUGAUUGUCUGUCUUAAUAUAAUUUGUUAAAUAAACGUUUUAACCUUU
Messenger RNA from Panthera uncia (snow leopard), 8328 nucleotides. It is a transcript of the gene MVB12B, whose product is annotated as multivesicular body subunit 12B. NCBI's taxonomy places the organism in Eukaryota, Metazoa, Chordata, Mammalia, Carnivora, Felidae. Bases 3840 to 4706 code for a protein of 288 amino acids. Gene Ontology annotation, cellular component: ESCRT I complex; late endosome. Gene Ontology annotation, biological process: regulation of epidermal growth factor receptor signaling pathway; virus maturation; viral budding. The transcript has 9 exons. The record is from RefSeq and is a predicted model, not a curated record.